Archocentrus centrarchus (flier cichlid) is the source of this 1184-nucleotide messenger RNA. Its product is annotated as SWI/SNF-related matrix-associated actin-dependent regulator of chromatin subfamily D member 2-like. The transcript is spliced from 6 exons. Bases 446 to 1141 code for a protein of 231 amino acids. NCBI's taxonomy places the organism in Eukaryota, Metazoa, Chordata, Actinopteri, Cichliformes, Cichlidae. The record is from RefSeq and is a predicted model, not a curated record.
CUGUGAAGGCAGCAUGUAGUCUUGAGAAUACUUGGUUUAGCUUCAGAGCGUAGACAGUCUGUCUGCUUAAGAUACUCCGUCUGUCUUAAGUCAAACGUUAUCAUGUUUUUCAUUUGCCUCACAGUCUAAUAGCUGUUAGUUAUCGUUUAUCUGGCGACGUUCAGUCGUAUAGCCAGGGGUGGGAGAUGACAACAGCCGCCAGUUGGUGUCCACAAAACGAGCAGUCACUAGGUAGAAGCAAAUCCCGGAACUUGAAACGGUAGGAAGCGAGCUAACAUUAGCUAGCUUUUUGUUGACAGUGUGCUUGCUGUCAAACCAGAAACCGACCUAAGCAGAAGUAACUGUAGUUAGCUUCCUGUUUUGGGACUUCAGCCUGCCGCGCUUUUAUUCGGACCGAAUUUCGUUUGAAGUUCCCGUCACUUUUAACCACUUGUGGAUCUAGAAGAUGGCAUCAAGAGGAGGCUUCACGGGUCCUCCGAUGAAUCCGACUAUGAGCCCCAUGAAUGUUGGACAUGCCGCGGGCAUGAGGAUGCCAGGAAUGCCACAGCCUCCGGUGGGAUAUCCCCGAAGCAUGAGCAGCGUUCCCCAGUACCCCCAGCGCCCCGGGAUGCCACCCAGCAGAGUCGGAGGCCCCAUGGGGUCAAUGGGGGGUCAGCUGCCUGGUCCCUCUUAUGGUAGCAGUAGCAUUCCCAUGCGGGCAGGCAUGGGACCCCCAAGCAUGGAUGUCUCAAGGAAACGGUUUCUUCACCAGCAGCACCACCAUCACCAACAACAGCAAGAGGCGCUGGGAGGCCUCAGACGAGGAGCAAAAAGGCGCAAGAUGGCCGACAAGGUUCUGCCACAGAGGAUCCGAGAUCUGGUCCCAGAGUCCCAGGCUUACAUGGACCUCCUGGCCUUUGAGAGGAAGUUGGACCAGACCAUCGCUCGAAAGCGUAUGGAGAUUCAGGAAGCCAUCAAGAAGCCCAUUAUGCAAAAGCGCAAGCUCAGGAUCUACAUUUCCAACACUUACACUCCCAGCAAGCCGAGGGUGAGGAGGCGAGAAGGUGUCCUCCUGGGAGCUGCGAGUCGAAGGCAAACUCCUGGAGGAACCUGGCAAGCAGAAGAGGAAGUUUUCAUCUUUCUUCAAAAGCCUGGUGAUUGAGCUUGAUAAGGAGCUCUAUGGGCCUGACAAUCACUUAGUAGAG